AUGGCUAGUUCUCAUCAGUUGUCUCCCCGUACACCCGCGGAUGGUUGUGAAAGCCUAGAAUACACCGAUACCGACAUCUUGGAAUAUUCUUUUGAAGACAUUGUUCCUUAUAUUAAAAUAGUGCACAUUAAGAAUGCUACAACAUAUAUGGAAGAUAGCCAUGACAAGAAAGCACACCUAUCAAAGAAAAUGCACGACCUCUCUGUAAAACAAGCUGCUCUGAAGAAAAAAGAUUCUGCUCUGUAUGAAAAACAUAGACAGAUAAAGAAACGUUUACAUGACUUUUUGAAUACCACCGAUGUACAGACGAAAUUAAAGAAAUCCAAGUCAUUUAGUCAAAUCCAGAAAGUUUUAACCCAAUGUGCUGCACCUUUUAAACUUGUGACAAUACUGAAGAAUGGUAAAAAAUGUACAUUUUGUUAA
Messenger RNA from Lottia gigantea (owl limpet), 423 nucleotides. RefSeq lists its product as hypothetical. The record is from RefSeq and is a predicted model, not a curated record. The transcript is spliced from 2 exons. Bases 1 to 423 code for a protein of 140 amino acids. NCBI's taxonomy places the organism in Eukaryota, Metazoa, Mollusca, Gastropoda, Lottiidae.